This is a messenger RNA of Fonsecaea erecta, 1449 nucleotides long. RefSeq lists its product as hypothetical. Lineage: Eukaryota; Fungi; Ascomycota; Eurotiomycetes; Chaetothyriales; Herpotrichiellaceae. The record is from RefSeq and is a predicted model, not a curated record. Bases 1 to 1449 code for a protein of 482 amino acids. The transcript has a single exon.
AUGUCGAGCCAGCAGCCCGAAGAGAGGGUGUUCACCUUUGUAGACUAUGACAUUAAUCGACGCGGAGUCACGGAGACGGCACGGGCACAUCUGAUGAAGGAUCGUGUGAGAUCGAAAAGAGAGGCUCGAUCAGAAUGGGUUUCUCGCAACCAGUUCUCGCCGUUGCGCUGGAUGCGACCCAAAGAGGAAAAUGCACAGCCAAAUCCAGACCCAACAAAUGCACUGCUCCCCAGGGCUGGCGAAUCAGACCGGCCACCCAGAAACCGCAUCUCUCAUUAUGCAGCCGUCAUCGAUUUCCAGAGGGAUAGCGUGACCGUGUCGCCAUUUCUACGGAAGCCACGCUCAGAGUCACCACGUUCAAGGACCGCCGUUAAAGCCGAGCCACGGACCAAGCUGGAGGGCCAGGACAACAACAAUUCGUCUGAAAGGGCCGCUGUCGACAGGAAACGUCGUGCACCGUCACCGGAAGAGGACGAUCCCCCUGAAGAGUCCAGAUUAGGCAAUUCUCCCUUUCCUUUUACCGACACCGAGUCGCCCAGAUCCAGUGCCAGUGCCUAUGAUGUGGAGCGCCAUUCUCCCCAACUGUGCCCCAAGUCGCGAAGGCCCAGUACGGAGAGCCGUUCAGAAUUCGGAUUAUCGUUACUCGAAGGCCUGAAGAUCGAAAACACUCCGCCCGCGCAGCAAGCGACCCUGCAAGAUCGCUUUCCCGGAUCCGACGAAGAGCCGCAGCGCACUGUCCUUCGGGAGCUCCAGCAGGCCGUCGACGUGUCGCGCAUUGGUCUGACUCCCACCGAUCGUAACUUGAUCCGCUACUUCGCGCUAAAUGCCGCGACCAUGCUGGGCCUGGAUGUUUACCCGGAGAUCGUCCAAAAACAUGACCCUGUGCUCAAACUGUUCAUCCCAUUCGCUCUCUCGAGCCAAUGGUGCUUCGAGACCAUGAUACUACUCUUCAGUGCCAACCAUUACCGAAAAUACGGAGCACGUCCCGAGAGUGACUUGUUCGAUGCCGAGAACCACUACCUGGCCGCCCGACAGAAUUUCAUCCUGGCCCAGACCCGGCAAAGGAUAUCCGCCUUGGCCAGCCAAAAGGACUCGAGCGAUGAAGACGUGGUGGCCUUUCUGUUCCUGGCCCUGUCCGAGUACUGCGCGGGCCACCGACAAAUCGGGCUAAUGCACUUCAAGGCCUGGAAAGAAUACUGUGAGAUGCGCCGAGUGCUCGGCAUCAAGCCGUGCGGUCUGCCCUGCAAGACCAUCGUGUGGUGGUGUAUCUCGGUCCUGACUGAGAGCGACGUAUUGCUCGAUUCGAUCAUCAACCCUUCCACUAGAUCUCGCGUAAGAGAAGAUCCAGGGAAACUCUUCAGGUAUUUUGAGAGUUUCAGUGGGGAACAGUCUAGUCAGACAGACAAGUUGUCAGUGCCGGCGAAGCUCGACAGGCGGAUCACCUGUUAA